Molecule: messenger RNA, 1068 nt
Organism: Ananas comosus (pineapple)
Lineage: Eukaryota; Viridiplantae; Streptophyta; Magnoliopsida; Poales; Bromeliaceae
Product: GDSL esterase/lipase At2g31550-like
Exons: 4
Coding region: 1-1068 (355 amino acids)
Molecular function (GO): hydrolase activity, acting on ester bonds
Source: RefSeq, a predicted model, not a curated record
AUGUCUCAACCCCUCCUCCUCCUCUCUCUCCUUUUCCUCCUCUUCUCCAUGAUCACCACCACCAAACCCCAACCCCAUUCCAACUUCUCCGCCGCCUUCUACUUCGGUGACUCCACCCUCGACACGGGCAACAACGCCCACAUUUCGACCCUCGUCGCCGCCAAUCACUUCCCUUACGGGACCGACUUCCUCCCGGGACAUAACCCCACCGGUCGGUUCUCCAAUGGCCGGCUUGUGCCUGACCUCCUCUCCUCAAAACUCGGCCUCCGCAAUCUGUCACCGCCGUUCUUGGACCCCCAACUCUCCGACCGCGACGAUGUUUUGAAGGGCGCGAACUUUGCUUCGGCCGGAUCAGGGUUCGAUGACGUGACGUCGGCGGUAACGAAUACGAUACCGAUCGCGAGGCAGUUGGAGUUGUUCAAAGUGUAUCUUGGUAGGCUUAGAAAGGUUGCUGGGGAAGAGGAGGCUAGUAGGAUUGUUGGUAGUGGUUUAGUGUUAAUUAGUGCAGGGACUAAUGACUUCUUGAUCAACUUUUAUGAUUUACCUAGUAGGAGAUUGGAAUUUAGCAUAGGUGAGUACCAAGAUUUUGUGCUGAAGAAGGUGGAGAGUGCUCUUAAGGAGUUAUACAAACUUGGAGGCCGUUUGUUCGCUGUCGCCGGUCUACCUCCGAUCGGUUGCAUACCGCUUCAGAUCACGUUGCAUCACUCCUUCGACCGCACGUGCGUCGAGGAGGAAAAUGCGGAUUCCGUCGCCUACAAUGUGAAGCUCCAGAAGCUGCUGCUUAAGCUGCAACAGACGCUCCCCGGAAGCAAAUUCGUGUACAUGAACUCGUACGACGCUCUGUCGGAGAUACUGAACAAUCCUUCCAAAUAUGGGUUUGAGGAGACCAAGAGAGGGUGCUGUGGCACAGGGCUCACAGAGGUGGGCCCACUCUGCAACUUCUUGACCCCAACAUGCCAAGAUGCCUCAUCCUUUGUGUUUUAUGAUGCUGUGCACCCUUCAGAGAAGGUUUACAGGCUAGCCACAGAUUACAUUUUGGAGCAUGUAAUCCCCCACCUGAGAGUCUAA